UUCUCGGUCGUGGGUUUUCUAAACAAAUUUGAUUCUGUGAGAGUUGCCUUUGAGGUUGUAGAAGAUGGUGGUGAAAGUGUAUGGGACAGUUAGGUCAGCCUGCGUACAGAGGGUGCUAGCUUGCCUUCUGGAGAAGGAGGUGGACUUUGAUGUUGUUCAUGUUGAUCUUGAGGCAGGAGAACAAAAGCGACCUGAGUUCCUUGUCCUACAGCCGUUUGGGCAAGUUCCGGCAAUAGAGGAUGGCUAUCUCAAGCUUUAUGAGUCUAGGGCAAUUAUAAAGUAUUAUGCAGCAAAGUACGCGGACCACGGUCCCAACCUAUUGGGAAGUAGUCUAGAAGAGAGAGCUCUGGUGGAUCAAUGGCUGGAAGUGGAAGCACACAACUUCAACGACUUGGUUUACACUCUGGUUCUUCAGCUUGUGAUCCUGCCGCGGAUGGGCAAGCCGGGGGACUUGGCUUUGGCUCACUCCUGCGAGCAAAAGCUGGAGACGGUGCUGGACGUGUACGAGCAAAGGUUGUCAAAGAGCAGCUAUCUCGCCGGAGAGACUUUCAGCUUGGCUGAUCUCAGCCAUCUUCCGGGCAUUAGAUAUCUCAUGAAUGAGGCUAAAAUGGGGAACUUGGUGACUGAGAGGAAGAAUGUGAAUGCAUGGUGGGAGGAUAUCUCAAACCGCCCUGCUUGGAAGAAGUUAAUGCAGCUUGCUGGUCACUAGUCAUUUGUAUCACUUUUAAUUAUCUGCUUUAAUUUUCCUUGUUAAUUAAACUUGUGUAAGGCUGAUCUCAAUUGUGCUGCUUUCUUUCGUCUUUAUGUGGAAAUUUCUGUAUUUUAGAGCAUGUUUGGUACACAGAUUAGACCUAGUUUGGUUACACUAUAU
Messenger RNA from Corylus avellana, 871 nucleotides. Its product is annotated as glutathione S-transferase F11. The record is from RefSeq and is a predicted model, not a curated record. Gene Ontology annotation, biological process: glutathione metabolic process. NCBI's taxonomy places the organism in Eukaryota, Viridiplantae, Streptophyta, Magnoliopsida, Fagales, Betulaceae. Gene Ontology annotation, cellular component: cytoplasm. Gene Ontology annotation, molecular function: glutathione transferase activity; glutathione binding.